Drechmeria coniospora is the source of this 771-nucleotide messenger RNA. RefSeq names its product KH domain containing protein. The record is from RefSeq and is a predicted model, not a curated record. The transcript is spliced from 3 exons. Lineage: Eukaryota; Fungi; Ascomycota; Sordariomycetes; Hypocreales; Ophiocordycipitaceae. The coding region runs from base 1 to 771 and encodes 256 amino acids. Gene Ontology annotation, cellular component: nucleolus. Gene Ontology annotation, molecular function: RNA binding.
AUGCCCGCACCAACAGCCUUGAAAGGGACCGAGGCCCCGCUCGGCGUUGACAUGGCAGUUCCAGGCCAUGAAUGCGAUGAUGAAUUCCUUCUUGGAGCAAAAGAUCACAUGGCCACCGAAUCACUCACUUCGGCGCCACGAGAACUUGACAGCGAUGACGCCAUGGCCAUUGACGAAGAGGGACGGCCACGGUUCGCACCGGCCAGCGAUAUCGACCCUGUCACCAGAGUUGAGAUCCGCAAGGUUCCCGUACCGCCACACCGCAUGACCCCUCUGAAGCAAUCAUGGCCCUCCAUUUACCCUCCUCUAGUCGAGCACCUGAAGCUGCAAUGCCGAAUGAACAUUAAACGAAAGACCGUGGAACUGAGAACCUCAAAGCACACCAUCGACUCCGGUGCGCUACAAAAAGGCGAGGACUUUGUCAGGGCCUUUACUUUGGGCUUUGAUGUCGAUGAUGCCGUCGCUCUGCUGCGAUUAGACGACCUGUAUAUUGAGACAUUUGAGAUCAAGGACGUAAGGACCAUGCAUGGUGACAGCCAGACUCGUACCAUUGGUCGAAUAGCCGGCAAGGAUGGCAAGACCAAGUUUGCCAUCGAGAAUGCUAGCCGCACAAGAAUUGUGUUGGCGGACUCCAAGAUUCACAUCUUGGGAGGAUUCAGGAACAUACACAUGGCACGGGAAUCGGUUGUUAGCCUCAUCCUCGGCAAGCCGCCUGGAAAAGUAUACGGUAACCUGAGGACGGUUGCCGCUAGGAUGAAAGAGCGUUUCUAA